This is a messenger RNA of Alternaria rosae, 1321 nucleotides long. RefSeq lists its product as uncharacterized. The record is from RefSeq and is a predicted model, not a curated record. NCBI's taxonomy places the organism in Eukaryota, Fungi, Ascomycota, Dothideomycetes, Pleosporales, Pleosporaceae. The transcript is spliced from 2 exons. The coding region runs from base 466 to 1203 and encodes 245 amino acids. Gene Ontology annotation, biological process: proteolysis.
CCGCUACCGGACCUUGCAUGACGUGGGGAACCCAUGUCAUCCCCGACCGAGCCACCGCUUUACGCUUCCAACACCAACCUGACGCAAACGAUCCGCAUCCUGCACCUUACUAUUUCCUACGCGUAGAGCAAAUCUCAUACGCGCAUCAAGCCUGGUGGCGUGUAGAGCUGUCCUGCGACACUCAACGUCCUCCAUGCGCAUCGCUCACUUGGCGUAGUCUAGAGAUUCACACCCACAGUCCGACUUGAAGUGACUGCAAUUGGAUGAACGCGGUACGGAUGCUAUCACUGCAAUAAUCGCAUCAGAAAGCUGUAAAAAUUUGACGUGGUUGUGUGAACAGAGUCUCAGAGGGAUUCGGCUUUCAGUUCGGCCGUCUUACGCUCAGUAUACGCAUGAGCUCAAUGCAUGCAAGUCCGCGAUGAGUCAGACGAGUGACAGCAACAUACCAAAUAUCUCUGUUUGUCAAUGCUUCGUGCUACUACGAUAGAACAUCCCAAUCAGACAACUAACGAUUCCAUAAUGCCUACUUCGGUCAAGGUGUUGGUAACUGGUUUUGGUCCAUUCCUCGACAUAACGAGAAACCCUUCUUGGGAAAUUGCACGACAACUGCCAUCGUCUCUCCCUGGCCCUGACGGCAACAUUGCCAUCACUGUACCCACCGAACCCAUACCAGCAGCAUAUCACAAGAUACUGGCCCAGGUCCCAGCGCUCAUCCAGGAAUAUGUGCCUGACUUGGUGAUACAUAUGGGUCUCGAUGUUGAUAGCGGAGCCGGGGUGUUCAAGAUCGAACGUAGUGCACUGAAAGAUGGAUAUCACGACAUUCCAGAUAUCGAGAGGCGGGUGUUUACGAGAGCAGAUAACAAAACGACCUUUGCAAAAGCGUCACCAUCUCUGGCGACGACGAUCGACAUUGACGCGGCAGCUGAAAUGUGGAGGGGAGCUUGUUCCUCUCUCGGCGUUCCGAAGGCGAAAGGUAAGGGAAAAGUAAGACAGGCUGUCGACGUAAGGCUCAGCGAUGAUGUGGGCUCGUAUGUGUGUGGCUUCAAUUACUACAUCAGUCUACUCGAGAUGCAGAAACGGACUGGCAAACGAGACGUUGUUUUCUUCCAUGUGCCGAAACUGGAGGCCGAAGAAGAGAUCCGCACAAGUGUUCGAGUGACGGAGGAGCUCAUCAAAGCACUAGUGGCUGUGUGGCAGCAUUAGAGAAUAUCACAUAAACCUUCCCCUCUUCUUCGCCAAUACUUCGCAGCAGGCAGUUCGAACAGGUUUGUUGCAACGGACACAUGGCGAGCAGGGAUGACCACGUGGGGCUAAAUCGGUC